AUGGCAAGCUUAUCACCUUCAUUGUCAGUUGGUGCCGCUCCAACAAGUGCACCGAUAAUGUCUCCGUUGAAUACAGCUCAAUCAUUAUCUCCUCAAUUGACGACGACAACAGCCUCUGUUUCUCCUUCCAAUAAUGAUAAUAUAAGCGCACCAGUGUCGGCUUCGUCCACACCUGCGCGCGGCGAACGCCCCAAGAGCAAAGAUUACAAUAAUAGUGGAAGCAAGGAAUCGUCGACUCCUCAUCGUGGGCGGAGCCAGAGCGAUGACUUUAAGCAUGCGGGCGGCGAUGCCGACAAGCAGGGAAAGCGCAAGCCAUUCCUUUCGCCAAAGUUGUUGCUGCCAGGCAAGCAUCGGACGAUUGUUGGUGACGAACCACCAAUCUCAAAGACGCUGGACAAUCGAAUGAAGAGCAAUCCAUACAUUAAGAAGUUCAAACUGCCGUCGUCAGAGAUACUGAUAGACGACUACUCGGCUGCGCUCUACAGGCAGAUACUGCUGCAUGGGCGCAUGUACCUGUUCACAAACUACAUCUGCUUCGAGUCCAAGAUCUUUGGCAUCAAGACGAUGGAGACAUUGAUGAUCAAGGACAUCAUAAGCAUAACAAAGAAGCGUUUCCCUGUUGGUAUAGAACUUGUAUUGCAGAAUGGACAAAAGUUUGUGUUUGCCUCGUUUGUGUUGAGGGACAAGACCUAUCACGACAUGUUGGAUGCGUGGCGUGACGUUACGGGUGAGACCCAUGAAGAUGUAUCGUCCCAAAGUGUCGACGACGACGCAGAGGAAGACCAAAUGAUCGGGUUUGAUGAUCAUACAAGUCAUUCUACCAACGGUACUGCAACAGAUACAUCAUCCUCCUCUACAAGUAUAAGUGAGCUGACGACCUCUGACUUGAAGUCAGCAUCAAUCAUUGGCUCAGAGCAGCAACAACAACAACAACAACAACAACAAAAGAGCAUCGCCAACUCAAUCGACAACAACAACAACAAUAAUAAUAACAAGUCAACAACAUCAUCACAGGUGGACACAACUAUACCAUCAACAUCAUCACUGAAUACCAACACAUCAACAACAGACUUGAGCAAGGCACAGAUGAAUGUACCUGCUACACAGUCGGCGACAAAGCCGGCAACUGUGGCAAGUCCAAAGCCAUCCGCCGAGGAGAAGAGUCCAUUCGACGAACUCUAUGGUGACAUUGAGCAAUACCUAUCGACCAACGAACAGGCUUCGAUACUUGAAAGUUCAGUGUCUGAGUUCCAGGAGUUACUUGUAGAGAACUUUAACAUCAGUGUAGUUAACUUCUUCAGGGUACUCUGCUCGGAUCAAUGUAACUUUGCUCAUACUUAUCAUGCCAAGCGAGGCGAUAGUAAUAUCGUUGUGAAGAACUGGACUCAUAGAGAGCGCUUUGGAACGGUGCGUGAGCUGGAGUAUGUGGCCCCAGUCAACUCUCCAAUUGGCCCCGACAAGACAAGGAUACAGGAGACACAGCGAUAUCAUCUGACCAACAAGAAGCUGGCAGUGGAGACUGACACUAUCAUGUUGGACAUACCCUAUGGCGACCACUUUCGUAUCGAAGCCAAGUGGGAUGUGGUGGAGACAUCGAGCGAGACAUGUCGUCUGUCCAUCCAGCUGUGUGUGCGCUUCAUCAAGAAGACGUGGUUCAAGAGCAAGAUCGAAGCGGGCACCAUCAAGGAGUCCAAGGGCUCCUUCACUCAGUGGGUGCAACUCGCCAAGCAGGAGAUACAAAAGACGAUGCAGCUAAAGCCCAAGCCAACAAUGAUCACAGCGCAGCCUUCACAACUGGUGCUCAAUCGUAGUAUUGACAACAAGAAGGAGUUGAUCGACUCUAUUGCCCGUCUAAAGAAUGAGGAGCAGCCUGCGGUGUCAUCUCCCACGCUCGACUCGCCCAAGCCACAUCAUCUGCGGUCAAGGAGUCGCCAACACCUAAUGACCUCUUCGGGCCAGGUGUCCAACGUUGGAUCGCCCAACCAUUCACAUCAUCACACACCCGUGCUCCACAGCACGUCCACAUCGAUACCCAUCGGCUCUCCCCAGCCUACCAACAUUGGCCUACCUGUAAAUAAUAGUUCCGGCAACCUCUCAGACAUAAGUAGUAGCUUUGGUGUACCAUCAUCAAUAACAGCAUCCAAACUACAACAACAGCAACAAAAACAACAACAACAACAACAACAUACCAAAGAGGAGAUACCAUUGGGAUUCAAACUCAAGUUGUCUACCAAGUAUGGUAGUCUUACAUUGUCUGGAUUCAUACUGGUGGCAAUGUUACUGCUGGCCAUUUCAAUGUACAUGUACAUGCAUCUACAGGUUGUAUCACUAAGGUCCAAGAUGGAGACCAUCGAGGACAUUCUAAAAGAUGUCGUCAAGAGUCGAGUAGUAGCGGGCCAACAUGCGCAUGCCAGUGUUGGCGGAGAACAUGGAAGUGGAAACACUGCAACAAUAUUACAUCCAUCAUAA
Molecule: messenger RNA, 2469 nt
Organism: Acytostelium subglobosum LB1
Lineage: Eukaryota; Evosea; Eumycetozoa; Acytosteliales; Acytosteliaceae
Exons: 3
Coding region: 1-2469 (822 amino acids)
Biological process (GO): intracellular sterol transport
Cellular component (GO): endoplasmic reticulum membrane; endoplasmic reticulum-plasma membrane contact site; plasma membrane
Molecular function (GO): sterol transfer activity; sterol binding
Source: RefSeq, a predicted model, not a curated record